Paramecium tetraurelia is the source of this 663-nucleotide messenger RNA. RefSeq lists its product as uncharacterized. Gene Ontology annotation, molecular function: ubiquitin protein ligase activity. The transcript has 2 exons. The record is from RefSeq and is a predicted model, not a curated record. NCBI's taxonomy places the organism in Eukaryota, Ciliophora, Oligohymenophorea, Peniculida, Parameciidae.
AUGAUAAAUAGUUAUAGGAAGUGGUAGGGCUUUGUGACUGAGAAGCAUUCAUUGAAAAAUCUAUAUGCGAAGGCCAAAGUGGAUAUCACUUAAAUUGCAAAACAAAUAAUCUUCACCAUUCUAAUAGCAUAAAUUUAAAUAGAAACCAAUCAAAGUUGUCCCAUUUGUUUGAACGAGGAUAUUGUUUCCUCUGGAGUACAAUCUGAAUAAUGUAAACAUACAUUUUGCAUUGCGUGCAUCAAUAUCUAUUGGCAACAUAAUCAAAAAAAAUAGUUAAAAUGCCCUUGCUGCAGAGCCAAAAUUAGCACUUUCGCUAAAUCAAAAAAAUUAUAAAAUGAAUUUUAAUAAGAAUGUGACUAAUUUAUAUUGGAAUACAGAAUUCGAUGCACAGUCUUAAAAUAUUAUCUCAUUUAUCCAUUUUAGAUUAUCGUUAAUGUCUACAAACAUUUAGGUUAACUAUUUAAUCUAAGUAAAAUUUUACUAAAAUUGUCAAUUUAAUUGCAACUUGUACUAUGUUUUAUUUUGUGCAUUUAUGUGUUGUCGCCUAUUGACUUAUUCCCAGAAGCAAUAUUUGGAGUGCUAGGAUUGGUAGAUGAUCUCUUGUGCAUAAUAUUUAUAGUUUGGAUAAUAAUUACUCAAAUUAUGAUUAGAAUUUUUUUUUGA